Molecule: messenger RNA, 1464 nt
Organism: Zasmidium cellare ATCC 36951
Lineage: Eukaryota; Fungi; Ascomycota; Dothideomycetes; Mycosphaerellales; Mycosphaerellaceae
Exons: 4
Coding region: 1-1464 (487 amino acids)
Molecular function (GO): heme binding; iron ion binding; monooxygenase activity
Source: RefSeq, a predicted model, not a curated record
AUGAGCUUGCGUGCUGGUGAAAAUGCCAUUGCGGGAAGUGGCGAAAUGUUUCUGGAAAAGGAUGAGGUUUUCGCUCGUGCUGAUUGCAAUGUCUACGACUUCCACACCAAGCGUCUGCACAACGCUCUACAAGCCUACCCAAUCAUCCGAAUCGGUCCCAACUGGCUGUCCUUUGGUCGAUCACAGGCCGCCAAGGACAUCUAUGGCUACACCUCCAAGAACGUCAAAGCCGGACCCUACGAUGUCAUGUCCGAGGGUGGUGCAAACCUGAACAACAUUAGCGAGAAGUCGAUUCACUCUGCUCGCAGGCGUACAGUGGCGUCUUCCUACGCACCGAAGAACAUCGAAGUGUGGGAGCCGAAGGUCGCUGCUUCGAUUCUGGACCUGAAGGCUCAAGUCGACAGACGUUGUGUUAAUAAGACGGUUUUCGACGGCGUUCAUUGGUUCUUCCUGUUCUCUGUCGAAGCCGUGAUCAAGAUCAUGCUGAGCAAGGAUAUGUACUUUCUACGGAAUGGGACGGAUCAUAUCUACUUCACGGAUGAGACUGGAAAGGAACGAGCUGUACGAUCGAUUGAUCGUUUCCAUGCGGUGCAGCGUGCGGCUUCGACUGUGAUUUGGGACACUGAGCACCUUGCAUAUUGGCAAAAACUCACGAAUACUUUCUCCACCAAGUAUGCGGACAACUGGCAAGCCGGCAAAGAUGCGAAUGCUGCGUUGGGUUCGCUGGUGAAGGAGAGGCUGCAACGCCAUGAGAAUGGAGAGGAGCUGAAUGAUCUCUUUCAGCCCCUCGUUGGAAACAUCAAGGGUGAAGACGCUGGUGUCUCGUUCAAAGACCAAGUUGCAGAGGUUGAACAGGCCGUGGGAGCUGGAACUGACGGACCAGCGGGCUCUAUCACCAUGACUAUGUACUAUCUGCUUCGAAACCGACACACCCUCGUCAAGCUGAGAGAAGAGCUUGACGCUGCCUUGAUAACAGAAGACACAGUGGCGCCCUGGGAAAAAGUCAAAAGCCUCCCCUACCUCCGAGCCUGCAUCGACGAAGCCCUCCGGCUAUCACCGCCCGUCGCUGCCAACUUGAUCCGCCGCACUCCACCGGGUACAUCCACAGUCAUCGACGGCGAAGUCAUCCCCCCAAACACCAACGUCUCCAUCUCAGCAUACACAGCCCAUCGGGACCCCACCGUGUUUGAAGAGCCAGAGCGAUACGAGCCCGAGCGAUGGCUAGCGAAGGGAUCUGAUCGACUGAAAGAGAUGUUGGCGGUGUUCAUUCCGUUCAGCGCUGGGACGAGAGGGUGUAUUGGUAGAAAUAUCUCGGCGUUGAUGCAGAUGACGUGUGUUGCGACUUUGGUGUUUUGGUAUGAGUUUGAGCUGGAGGAGGAGGGUUGGGAGAUGGAGUUUGAGGAGUGGUUUAAUCUGUGGCCGUUGAGGCUUCCGAUGAGGGCGAGGAGGAGGGAGGUAGUUUAG